Molecule: messenger RNA, 1614 nt
Organism: Fundulus heteroclitus (mummichog)
Lineage: Eukaryota; Metazoa; Chordata; Actinopteri; Cyprinodontiformes; Fundulidae
Product: TNFAIP3-interacting protein 3
Exons: 10
Coding region: 255-1145 (296 amino acids)
Biological process (GO): regulation of transcription by RNA polymerase II; cellular response to lipopolysaccharide
Source: RefSeq, a predicted model, not a curated record
UUUUUUUUUUGUCUUAGUCAUCGAUUCAUACUGUAAACAGUUGGCAAAUUACCGCACGCGCAGCUUGUACUUUCCUUUCCUUCUCAAACUCCGCCACCGACGCCCGUGAGGGAACCCCGGCUGCUGAUUGGACGGCGCCGGUUUUAAUACGUCACAGGGCUGCAAGGUUAAAUUUAAACAGCAGAGGCGACUCGCAGUCGAGCAGGCGCUAAAACAGACACCUGCGCGGAUUGAAGACACUUUAGGAUUACAGCAUGUCUGCGCACCAAUAUACAAGAGACAGUCUCACUGUGAAAACGUUGCAGGCCGCAGAACACAAACAAAGCCACAGACUGUAUCCAACGUUGCCAAAUAUAAACAGGUAUGAUGUCUGUUUGCCUCUCGGCUCUACGGGGGAGAAGCUUUGGACGGCGGCUGAGGGCCACGGUAUGCGGAAAGACACACAGUCAGAAGAGCCAGUCAGCGGUUAUGACGCAAUGAAGGAACACAUUCUCAUCUUGGAACAGCAGAAUAAAGAGCUUCUUGCUAUUAAUAAUAAGUGGGCAAAAGAGUACAGAACAAUGGUGCAGUAUUACAAGAAGAAGGUCCAGUUUUUGAAAAUAUUAAGGCAAGAUGGUCUCUCUGAAGAGGAGAGAAGCGAUGAAGAAGAGAGGCCUGUCACAGUUUGUAAAACGGAAAAGGUCCAUGAAGACACCCAGCCUGAAAAAGACACAGUUAGAACCAAGUUACGAACGGCAGAGGAGGAAACCGAAGAGCUGCGAGCCCAGAACCGCUCUCUGACCCGGAAGUGGCAGCAUCAGCAGGAGGAGAUCACGCGGCUCAACAAGGCCUUAGAGGAGACUCUUCAGACACAGCCUCUGGAGACGAGCAGCGAAACACUACAAGACAUCUGGAAACAUCAGGCUGAAGUCUACAAGGAGGACUUUCUGAAAGAGCGAAAGGACAGGGAGAAGCUGAAAGCCAGAAAUCUGGAACUGGAGAAGCGGUAUAAAAAGGUGCACGAUGAGUUGCGCGCCUUUAGAUCUCAGGUGACGUUGGCACAGCCGGUGCACUGCUGUUCCUGCACGAGUCGAGGCAAACGCCCGGACCCGGAGCAGCAGCCCAACCAGCAACAGAGACGCUACACUUUCAGCAGCAAAGACUGAAACUUUUUGAGUUUGCAUCUGGAGAAGGCCAUCCUGACAGAGUGGCCUUCAGAAAGACAAUCUGCAGCCGCUGCAACUCGCUGAAGACAUAAUUUAUUGCACUGUCAAAAACACUAUGACCGAGGCAGACUUCAAGCACAUAUUUUAGAUCAUAUUUUGGUUAACAUGUCUGCAAAAAGGAAAAAUGAGACAUGACCAUAAUGGUCUGCUUUAAUAAAUAGUAAGUAGUAAGGGAGAGAAUCUCAAGCUAUGCUGGAACUACAACUUGUAACAUCUGACGUUUCUAUACACUAUUCAUGUUUAAUCACUUUCAUUUUGCAUAUGAAAGAUGUAAAAAGACAAAAAAAAAGCAUGAUGGUACACAUUGUAUUUCAUACAGUAUAUUUAUUUAUUUAGGUUUGAUGGAUUAAACGGCACAUGCAUUUCUAUAGUUGUUUAUUUAUGAUGAAAAUAAAAACCUUUUCCUUUA